Naegleria lovaniensis is the source of this 1338-nucleotide messenger RNA. RefSeq lists its product as uncharacterized. Lineage: Eukaryota; Heterolobosea; Eutetramitea; Acrasida; Naegleriidae. The coding region runs from base 1 to 1338 and encodes 445 amino acids. The record is from RefSeq and is a predicted model, not a curated record. The transcript is spliced from 2 exons.
AUGUUGCACCUAUUGAUUCCAUCCCUUGUUGUACCGCAAGAUGUCUCAUUGGACCGACUCAUUAUUUCAGAGCGUGAUCGCUUGUAUUAUAAUCGACUUGUCAAGCUCUUGUCCAUUCUUUUUAACCCUAUCACAUUGAUGGCUCUGUUUUUACUCUACAAGUCGUACAUUACCAAUGACUUGAUCAUACAUGAGCCUGUAGAGAGAAUUUCAUCCAUUCCCUACAUCAAAAUAUUGUUUUACGUGUGUUGUUCUCAUCUCACUCUUUGGUACAACUCUUACAUUUCAUUCACUCAGUACCUUCUUCUAUGGUUUGCCAUUCCAAGUGAUUUCUUAGUGAUGUACUUUAUCUAUACCCAUAACAUUAAUUUUGAAGGGUUUAGAUAUUUUCUAUUCCUGUUCCUGUUGCUUUCUUGUUUCCUUCAAUUUAUUUCAAAGAUCGUAGAGACAUUCAAUAUUAGUGCAGAGACGAUCAUUUUGGAACGAAUGAGACUUAGCGUGGGAAUUCCCUCACAGAAUUCUCAGACUUUAUGGACUGCGUUCGAACCAAGUUCAGUAUCUACAGUUCGUUCAUUAACAGCAGCGUCAAGAAUGAACAUGCAACAAUUACAGAGCCAUAAGGAUAACUUGUUGCAAGAAUUGAAAGAUAUCAAACAGGAGAUCAAGAAAAAGAAAGGACAAACAUCCAUGAACCGUGUCAACAGAACAAGUGUUGCUUCUGCUUCUACCAAUAGAACUACUACAAUGAAUACCACAACCAGUACUUCUACUUCUCAAUACUUCAACAUAUACAGUGGUUCCAAAGACCUACAGAGCGACACUUGUUGUAUUUGUUUGUCCAAUCCUCCCUCUUAUCAAUUCAAACCAUGUUAUCAUUGUUGCGUUUGCGAAGAAUGUGUCCUGAAUCAGUAUCCAAAUACCACUUACUUGGAAAAAGAUAAUGCAUCAGAAGGAGAAGAGCAAGAUGAUGGUUUUGAUGUUGCAACAUCUCUUGACACUGAUGAAUAUUUGGAUUUCAACGAAGGAAACAUAUUCCUUAAUCAUCCACCCAAAUAUAUUCCUAGGGGAGCCUUUGCAAAAUGUCCAGUCUGUAAAAUGCCUGCCACCGAAUUGGAAAUGUAUCACUAUGUGAAUAAGUGCCAUCUCAUGAAAAACAGAAAUACCACCACAAGUAAUAAUGAAACUUAUCAUUUUCAUGGAGUGCAGAGAGGAAAUGUUGAAACUCAAUUACUGGUGAGAUAUUGUAAGAAUAACCCAGAAAUUUUGAAAAAAUUAUCUCGUGAAGCUUUGGAGCAAAUGAAAAUCUUAUUAGAGAUCUAUGAUAUGCUAUCUCAAUAA